AUGGCCUCAUCAUCAUCCUCAUCGCCCGAGCUCCCACACGCUGCAGCGUCAUCAUCCCACCAAUUUGCGCCCGUCCAAUACUCGGAUCUCAGCCGAGAGGAGGUCCUCGAAGAUCUGUCCAGUCGUUUCAUCCUUAACCUCCCGGAAGAGGAGCUCGCAUCGGUCGAGAGGGUUUGCUUCCAGGUCGAACAAGCCCACUGGUACUACGAGGAUUUCGUCCGGGAACAGAAUCCCUCCAAGUUCCCCUCCUACACGCUCAAGACGUUCUCUGAAGCUCUCUUCCACGCAUGUCCCCUCCUCGCACACUGGGCGGAAGACCACGAUCGGACCUUCGACUCUUUUAUGAAAUACAAGACACGAGUGCCUGUGUGUGGUGCCAUCAUGCUCAACAAUACCUGGGACAAGUGCGUUCUCGUCAAAGGUUGGAAAUCGUCAGCAGGAUGGGGAUUCCCGAAAGGGAAGAUCAACGAGCAGGAGCCCAAGUACCGAUGCGCUAUCCGAGAAGUGCUGGAAGAGACAGGAUACAAUCUGGAGGGACAACUGGACCCUGAAAACGUGAUUCAAUUGUCGAUCAAGGAGCAGUCGAUAUCCCUCUACAUCGUCCCCGGGGUACCAGAGGACUUCGAAUUUAAGACCAAGACGAGGAAGGAGAUCAGCAAAAUCUCGUGGUUCAAGUUGACCGAUCUCCCCACAUGGAAGCGCAACCGGGUAGCACCUGGCAAAUUCUAUCUGAUCACACCCUUCGUCCCUCCUCUGAAGCAUUUCAUCCAUGAUCGCAAGCAGAGUUACAUCCUGCGCAAGCCCUCUCAGCCCAUCAAAGAGGAGAUACAUUCAUCAGGAGAGGAGGAUGGAGCCACCGUCAAUGACCAGGCUUCUGUGGGCAACUCGCAGGAACUCAGCUCCCAGGCUUCGUCGGCAGAACCUCAAACACCUUCCCCACAGUACAGCGCCGCUCGUGUCCACCAAGCCACCUUCGACUCAUCUAUUGACUCGAGCACUGCUGACCCUGCUCGUCCAGCCCCCAGCCUGGACGUCGGGGAUAAUCAUCUCGCUAGCCUCUUGACCAGCCUGCAAAGGUCAGCAGCGUCCUUGGUGCUUGAAGCUCCUCUCAAGGCCCAGGCUACACUGUCGUCGGAGACUACACGCCCCGCUUCGUUGUCAGCAGAAACUGUACGACCUGCCACAUCGUCGACAGAAACUACACGGCCUACUGUCGACUUGAGUCCUGACUGGUCCGCCCGUAUGCCCACGAUGCGCCCUAUGCCAACCGGCAUCCCUCAGACCCAGUCUUCCCCAGCCUUGUCUCCUCAUCCACAAGAGGCUACUUCGCUCAACCCCAUCCCUCGGCAGGAGCAACGCAGCACCGUCACGGGGCCAACCGUAUCGCCUAUGCUGCGGCAAGCUGGUCAUGCGCGACGUGGGUCUUCUGUGGCCACGGAUGUUUCCCCGUAUCUUUCGCAUCCUCGCAACAUUACGAAGGAAAUGCGGUACAUCUCUAUCCUUGAGAGUGUUGCACAAGAGUCCGACCGGACGGCCUCUCGAAUGUCCUUCCGCCCGGAAACUUCCCCCAUGGUGCCCACUGUGCAAGUCGCUCACGGGCACGUACCGCAUCUUCCCCAUCCUCCGGUGAUGGACAAAUCCGUGCUUUUCACGUCCACCAUGCACUCUCAUCCCCACCACGGUCCUCCCCCUCACUCGAUGUACCCUCCGCACAUCCCAGAGGGGAUGAUGGCUCGCCCUCGUACAAGCCACACCCUUCACGGCGCACCGUUCCCUUCCUCUGGCUCCCGACAGAGCAUGAACGAGCAUCAGCUUCGUUCAAUGCUACCUCUGAAUGGACAGUGGAACAACAGUACCUCGGGCCCCUUCCCUCCAUCCCCCGCUCUUGGCCCCCCGCCUUUCACCCAGCCGUAUGCGCGCGUUCCUACGAGCCCAGCUCGUGCCCUUCCUCCCUAUCAUUUCCCUCCUACCCACACGCCUCACAUUGCUCACAAUAAUGUUGUUCGCGCUGCCAACAACGCGCAGCUACUGUCUAUCCUUAACACACCGAACCCCGUAUAUCGGGCGUGA
Molecule: messenger RNA, 2070 nt
Organism: Epithele typhae
Lineage: Eukaryota; Fungi; Basidiomycota; Agaricomycetes; Polyporales; Epitheliaceae
Product: DCP2-domain-containing protein
Exons: 9
Coding region: 1-2070 (689 amino acids)
Biological process (GO): nuclear-transcribed mRNA catabolic process, nonsense-mediated decay; deadenylation-dependent decapping of nuclear-transcribed mRNA
Cellular component (GO): cytoplasm; P-body
Molecular function (GO): manganese ion binding; 5'-(N(7)-methylguanosine 5'-triphospho)-[mRNA] hydrolase activity; RNA binding
Source: RefSeq, a predicted model, not a curated record